AUGGACGAGUGUUUGUUUGCGCAGCAGUUGAAUUACCUUCGCUAUAUACCCGAGGCUACCAGUUACCUAGAAAUUUUAAACUACUCUGACGUAGAGCAGAACACGUACAAGGCCCCCGACGCCUCCAACGACUUCGAUCAGUACCUUGAUAGAAGAGGAGUUUUCAGACCGCCAGAACUGCCUGAGGGCGUAUUGCUUACAAGUGGUCUCCGUUUGGUACUGCAUAAGCUAGCAACAGACUCGAAUACCCUUGCACCGAAUGCAAUAUCGCUCUCUCGGGAGGACUUUGAGAAGAUGGUCCGAAAGCUGAGGUUGCCACUUCGAUAUAUCGAAACAUCUACAGUCGUUGGUCCGUUCUUCUGGUGGACCUACGAUGACGACGAUGUGGAUGAUACAGUUCUCCAAAUUGUUUUUCGAAAGUCCGAUGUGUCACAAAAUGGCAAUACGAGGGGGUGGGAGAUGGUGCUCUCCUACUCCUUCCGUUCCAAAAUCACCUCGGGAUACGUCAAGGGGGCUGAAAAUGCUGAGAUUGAGGAUAUCAUUAACCAGUUAUGGGCUUCCAGAGCACAGAUAUCGCAUCCACUCCUACUGCCUCUUAUGUUCAUCAGCCGCGAGCUGGCAUCCAAAAACGACAUGACACAAAGGACAGCCCGGGAGCAGCUUCGUAGGCUCGAAAAUGUCCUGGUCGGCCGUUACAAGAUGAAUCCAGCCCAGGGGCAUGAGAUUCCCGAUUAUAUAACGAUGGCCCAUAUCAAGAAGACGUUGUUCAAGUGUCUGGGCGAAGUCCUGUGGAAGCGGCCACAAGCAUGGCAGAACGUCGUUCAGAGGAUGCGGAAGGCUAGUGAGUGCUUUUGGGACAAUCUUCCCGAUGCUGCUGAGCCUGCCGAGAUGAAGAAGCUCCAGCGAAUGGUUCGGAGUCGAUUCGACUUCCUCGAGGCCAAGCUAGAGGGCCUCGAGCACUACGCUCAUGUGUCAUGGGCGCGGCUUGAGAUACAGCGUGGCGAGAUGCACAACAUCAUCGCUCAAGUUGAGUCGCGCAUCAACGCCGACAUUGCUCGACAGUCUCACUUGUUGGCCAAUGCUAGUAAGCGCGAGAGCACAUCCAUGAAGACGCUAGCCAUACUAGGAUCUGUUUUCUUGCCUCCCACAUUCCUGUCGUCCAUGUUUAGCAUGCCGUUCUUCAAAUUCGAUGAUGAUAUGAGUGGCUCGGUGUCCCGGAGUUUGUGGAUUUAUUUCGUCGUUGCAGUCCCGCUGACCUUCAUUAUUGUCGGACUUUGGUGGAUCAAGGACAGACGUACCCAGCCUGAGAUCAAGGAGGACCGUGAUGCAGAAGAGCAACGAUUGGACGACAUCGAGGCUCGUGUAAUUGACAGGCUGAGGAGAACUACCAAUACCAGAGUUGGCACAGGCUUAACUGGUCAUAGGGCUACUUAG
Messenger RNA from Neoarthrinium moseri, 1434 nucleotides. RefSeq lists its product as uncharacterized. The transcript has 7 exons. The record is from RefSeq and is a predicted model, not a curated record. Lineage: Eukaryota; Fungi; Ascomycota; Sordariomycetes; Amphisphaeriales; Apiosporaceae. Bases 1 to 1434 code for a protein of 477 amino acids.